AUGGCCACAACAAUGUUCAUAAAACACAUAACUUUUCUUUUUUCGUUGUUAUUAUUUUUGAUUCUUGUGUUUCCAGCCGCAAACGCAAUGAAAAUGAACGAUGUAAACACUUUUUGCAAAGAAACAGCUGAUGUAGAUUUCUGUUUGAAAUACAUUGGAACUGAUAAACGUAUAGUAGCCGCACGCGACCUCUACGACGUACUUUUAAUUGCGCUUUACCAAAGCAAAAUCCAAAUAACCAACGCAGUCAAAGAACUCAACAGAGUUCGCCCAAAGUUUAGUGGUCCAAUUGGGAAAGAACGAAUCUCUUAUUGUGAGAGAAACUACGGGUAUGCGUCCAAUCACGUCCAAGACGCUUUAGAAUUAGCAAAAAAAAAUAAAGUGUACGCAUACAAGGCUGGCUCACUAGCAACGGGUGGCUCGGUCUUUGUGCGCGAGUGCGAAGAUGAAUGGAAAAAGCAUGGUCCGAUACAAAAGUCGCCUGUCACUUUCUAUAACAAUAAUGUUGCCAAAAUGUCUUCUAUUAUUCGUAAAAUCAUCGACAAGUUGUAUUGA
Eutrema salsugineum is the source of this 555-nucleotide messenger RNA. RefSeq names its product pectinesterase inhibitor 5. Gene Ontology annotation, biological process: negative regulation of catalytic activity. Gene Ontology annotation, molecular function: pectinesterase inhibitor activity. The record is from RefSeq and is a predicted model, not a curated record. NCBI's taxonomy places the organism in Eukaryota, Viridiplantae, Streptophyta, Magnoliopsida, Brassicales, Brassicaceae.